AUUUCUCUGCACCCAACAACUUCUCUCAUCGAUCUUCUCCAAUUCUUGAAUCCAUUUCUGCUCUGAUUUUCACUUUUCUCUAUAGAAAGGAAAAGAAAACAAAAAUGGGCGUCUCCACCUACACCGACGAGCAGACUUCUCCGGUCGCCCCUUCGAGGAUUUUCAAGGCCUCAAUUGUCGACUCCCACAACUUGAUCCCAAAGCUAAUGCCACAAGCCAUCAAGAGCAUUGACAUCGUCCAAGGCACCGGGGGCACUGGCAGCAUUAAGCAAAUCAACUUCCCCGAAGGUAGUAGUUUGAAGUCGAUAAAAUAUUACAUCGACGAGCUGAACGAGGAGACAUUGACGUACAAGUACACGUUGGUCGAAGGCGACGCCCUGUUAGAUCAGCUCGAGAAGAUAACGUACGAGGUGAAGUUUGAGAAGACGGCGGAGGGUGGCUCCAUUUCUAAGGUGACAAGCAAGUACUACACUGUUGGGGAUUUCAAGAUGAAGGAAGAAGAAAUCAAGGCUGGGAAAGAGAGGGUGAUUGCAAUGUACAAAGCUGUGGAGGCCUAUCUUAUUCAGAACCCUCAGGCUUAUGCUUAGGAUAUGUUCCUCGAUCUGGUCUUCUCCCAAAUACUGUCUAAUGAAUCAACAGUGAGCUAAGUUCGUGCGGGCAUAUUCCUUUUGUUGGUGUCAUCAGUCAUGUUUAAUUUGGUUCUUUCCCAAUUCCAUUUCCCAAUUAAUCUCAUGAUGUGUGUCCUUCAAUUCCAAGUGUGGUUUUAAUAAUGUAUUGUUCAGUCAUAUUGUGUUUGUAAUAAGGGUAUGAUACUCCUAAAUUUAUAUCAAUAAAAUAUUUAUUGCGUUUCAAA
This is a messenger RNA of Ipomoea nil (Japanese morning glory), 853 nucleotides long. RefSeq names its product major allergen Pru ar 1-like. The coding region runs from base 105 to 587 and encodes 160 amino acids. Gene Ontology annotation, cellular component: cytoplasm; nucleus. The record is from RefSeq and is a predicted model, not a curated record. Gene Ontology annotation, biological process: abscisic acid-activated signaling pathway; defense response. Gene Ontology annotation, molecular function: protein phosphatase inhibitor activity; signaling receptor activity; abscisic acid binding. The transcript has 2 exons. Lineage: Eukaryota; Viridiplantae; Streptophyta; Magnoliopsida; Solanales; Convolvulaceae.